Molecule: messenger RNA, 4234 nt
Organism: Falco peregrinus (peregrine falcon)
Lineage: Eukaryota; Metazoa; Chordata; Aves; Falconiformes; Falconidae
Gene: AMH
Product: anti-Mullerian hormone
Exons: 7
Coding region: 1586-3598 (670 amino acids)
Biological process (GO): Mullerian duct regression; gonad development
Molecular function (GO): growth factor activity
Source: RefSeq, a predicted model, not a curated record
UCCUCCUGACUGAGCAGCAACAUCGAGCUCCGCUCAGCUGCGUUGGCUUCACUUGCUACCCCUUCUUAGGCUGCUUGAUGUGUAGCCCAUAAAUUACCAGUUAAUCAGUUGCUAUUCAACUGAAAUCCUUGAUUAAGCUGUUCAUUCAGGGCUGGGGAGACUUGUCAUAGAGAUGUGGAAAGGAUUCUGUUACUGCAUCACCCAUACCCGCAGCGGCGGGCAGAAUGGGGGGCGAGCAGAAUUUUCUAAAUUCAGCUUUUUCUGUCUUCCCGCUAAAUGACGGUUGCAAUUGGGAAGGCGUCACUCCUGCUGCAUUUGGAAACCUUUCCCCUCCCGGUGCCGGAGCGCUGUGCCGUAGCUCAGGUGUUGGCAGCUGGAAGCUGGAAACAUUUCUCCUGAGGAAAUUGGUUUGGGCUGCUGCUCAGGAGUCCUUGAAAAGCACCAGAUCAGGUUUCGUUGACAAUUGAAGACCCAUCCUUGCCCGGUAAGCAGGUGCUUAGCUCCUGCCUGCUGCACACUAGGCUGGUCAUGCCAAACGUGGGCUCACGGACGGUGCUGGUGCUUUGUCGGUGGCAGUGUCGGGGAUCUCCAGAUGUUUAGUCAAAAGAAAUUACCAAAGCUGCAGUGAUACCAAAUCCUAGUUUGUUACUACAAUUCAUUAAAUGUUGUCUGUGCUAUUAUGAAGCACCUGCUGUCUGAUUUUUAUUGUAUAUAUCCUCCCACUACGAGACUAGUUUUGGCAAGCUUUUAGUUCUCUGUGGUUUUAUUUAUACUAAACGUUUCCUUCAAAAAAAUACCAUUUGGUUCCCAUUAAAAACCGGAAGUUCUGAGAUUUCUCCUCUGUCCUUUCCAGGAUUCCUUUCGCCGCACUGGGUGUCUGUGUGGGAUGCGGGGCGGCUCGGUGGGUCACAGCACCGCCGGGGCUGGGCUGCUUGCCCCAGCCUUGCCCUUGGCCAGUGCCUGGCUGGUUCCACGGAGCGCGGGGGCUGCAGCCCUGCAGCUGCCUGCCCGUUCGACGGAGGAAUCCAGUUCUUGGCCUCUUCUGCUGGCCUGACACAGGUCCUGCUCAAUCCCACCCACCGCGUGUCCAGCCCUCGCUGGCCUCACCGCGCUGGCAGCGCUUUGGGUCCAGCUGAGCUGGCCCGAUGGCCGAGUGGGCUGGCGGGGGGUCUCCCUGGUGCCGGUGUGUGCCCUUUGCCACAGCUGCUGUGGGACAGGGGGGUCUGCCUCACCGGCCCCAUGGUGUGGUGCUCGUGGCCCUCCCCAGCUCGGCUCUGUGGUCCGUUUAUGAUGUGCUGGAGCCAGAUCCUGAGCUCUGAACUGCAAAGUCCUGGAAACUCAGAGAAAAGUCUGAACAUGCAGUGGGAAUUCUUUGUGGUCCCGCUAAUUCUUCCCUCUUGGUGUUUCACUGCUGAUGGGAAUAGUACGUGCCGGUCCCCAAGAAGAUCCAAGCCUCGAUGUCCAUCCUCCUUUAGAAAACAUCUGAAGUCAAGGACGUGCAUCCCUACGAGGAGACGCCGUCCUCCCCUUCUGCCCCAGCGCUUUGGGACGUGUGAGCAGCUCUGGGAGCAGCGGGAGUGGGAAGAUGAAGGUGGCUCUCGGGGUGCUUGUGCCGUGCCUGGUGCUGGUGCUCCCCUCUGCAGCGCUCCCAAGGAAGGGGAGCGGGCGGGAAGGGGCUCCUGCAGUGAUCCGCCUGGAGCGGGGGCUGCCGGCAGAGCUGGGGCUGGAAGCAGAGGAGGGAAAGAGAGAAAAUGUGAGUUUGCCGGAAGGAGGGCGACCCAGCUCGGCAACCAGAGCCAGAGUGGCUGCUGCUGCUGCUCCCCUCUCCCCGCAGCCCGACCCGGGAGCAAAAUGCCCGCAGGGGGUGGCGGAGGCUGGGGGCACCCCCUGGCCGGGCUCCAUCCUGCACCCCUGGCUGCUCGGGGGGCUGGAGGGGCCAGUGUGCAAGGUGAGAAUGGACCAGGGUGGGCCGGCCCCGAGGCACCUGGAGGUGGUGGGUGUUCUCACCCACUACGAAAGCAACUUCAUCAAGCUGUUGAGCCAGCGCAGCAGCUGGGACGAGAGUGACCUGCGGACCUUCGGGCUGUGCCCGGCGGGGGAGGCGGGUGCUGCGCUGCAGCCCCUGAGGCACAUCCAUGCGCACGUGCUGGAGCCGGGGCAGGAUCGUUUCCUCGUGCUGCACCUGGAGGAAGUGAAGUGGGAGGCGCGGGUGCUGCUGCGGUUCAAGCUGGCGUUCCAGGCGGCCGUGGGCCGGCGGCUGGGAGAGCUGCGCGCCGCUUUGCUGCUCUUCUACCGGGGCAGUGGGGCGGGGGGCACCGGCCCCCGCGGGGGUCUGCUGGCUGCUGGCACCGGGCUGGCGCGGGAGCAGAGCCUGUGCCUGGCCGGGGACACCCAGUACCUGGUCCUGGGAGCGGCCGUAGCGUCCGUCACCCGCAGCAGCGAGCAGCUCAGCUUCCAGGCUGCCCUGGCCAUCCGGCACCGCGGCCAGGGAGGUGCCACCCUGCCCCCCACGGAGACCCAGCAGCUCCUGUUUGGCUCCGAUGACAAGUGCUUCACCAGGAUGACCCCCGUGCUGCUCCUGCUGGCCGAGUCCCUGCAGGAGGAAGAGGAGGUGGCUUUAGCCCCUUCCUCCUACCUCUCUGCCGAUGGGGUGCUGGACACAGCUCCGUACCCGCAGCUCAGCCCAGCCCAGGCCGGGACCGAGUGGCUGCCGUCACCCACCGCCCCGAGCCCAGCCAACACGUCGUCCCCAGAGCCCGGCGGCAGCAGCCAGUUCCUGGGCAUCCUGACCCAGUUCAUCCGCCAGGUCCUGAGCCCCUCCAGCGAGCUGCCCACCCAGCCCAGCUCCCACCACUGGCUGGACUUCCAGGUGAUGGAGACCCUCCCUCACCAACUGCUCAACUUGUCCGAGGAGGCAGCGCUGGAGCGUCUGGUGCAGUCGGAGGAGCCCUCGGUGCUGCUUUUCCCCCAGGACAGUGGAGCCGUGCUGGAGCAGCACCUGGGGGGCUGGCAGCCGGAGGGGACCGUGCUGCAGCUGCUGAUGGGCAAGCUGCAUGCGGUGAUCCAGGAGCUGAGGGACAUGCCAGCUUUCCAAGCCAACAUGGGGCUUUUCCAGCACCUCCUGAGCUUCUGCUACUACCCGCCAGGGCCAGCUGAGGGUCAACCCGGAGACCGGCCGCCUGGCUCUGGGAAGAUGCACGCGCUGCUGCUGCUGAAGGCGUUGCAGACGGUGCGGGCGCGCUGGCAGGAGCGGAGGAAGGUGCUGCGGCAGAACCGGAGUGCACGGCAUCAGGCCCACUGCCGCCUGCAGGAGCUGACCAUCGACCUGCAUGACCGCAAGUUCAUCGUCAUGCCCACCGUCUACGCGGCCAACAACUGUGAGGGUCCCUGCAAGCUGCCCCUCUCCACCCGCGUCCCCAGCUACUACUCGCACACGGUGCUGCUGCUGGGCAUGCAGGAGCGGGGCUCGCCCCUCCAGCGGGCUCCCUGCUGCGUGCCCAUCCGCUACUCCGACCAGCUCAUCAUCAGCCUCUCCACAGAGGGGCUGGAGGUCCGCAAGUUCCCCAACAUGGUGGCCGAGGAGUGUGGCUGUCGGUAGAGGCACCACCCGCCUCCCCACUCACCGUCAUCCCGUCCCCCCCCGCCAGUUCGCCCUCGCAGCUUGGGAGCUGGUGCUUCUUGCUCAGACGGGUGCUCCCCGUGUGUCCUUGCCCCACGGUUUGUCUCUUUAGCGCUGCUCUGGUUCUGGGUUCAUCUGUAGCCGUGCUGCUCCCUGGGGGCUGCUCUCCAGCCCCACAUUCCCCUGCACCUGCUCCUGAUGCCCGAGGUGCCCGUGGGGCUGUGUUGCAGUGUGACUCUGACCCCACAGCAGGGUUUGGGCUGGAUACGGGUGCCCCAGGGCCACCGUGGGAGGGUAAGGCUUGGCAGAUGUGGCCAGGACUACGCUUAUUCAUCCCUUCCUUCUGUUCCCGUAGUGGCUAGGCAGGGCAGCUGUUGGUUCCGCCAAGCCCCCUGACUUGCAGCAUCCUCUGGCUGUUUCCCAGCCCACGGCCCCUCGCCAAGCCCCUGCCAGCCACCCAGCUGCACCUGCAAAAGCAGAACGAGAGGCCAAAUCCUCUUGCAGGGACCAGCCUUUAUCUGGGGACCUGCCCCUGUGUGAGCCAGGGGCCAAGGGCUGUCAGGGUCCCGUCUGCAUCGCCCUCUGCUGACCCCACUCCUGGGGCGCUGCCAGAGC